Molecule: messenger RNA, 2398 nt
Organism: Ochotona princeps (American pika)
Lineage: Eukaryota; Metazoa; Chordata; Mammalia; Lagomorpha; Ochotonidae
Gene: AVL9
Product: AVL9 cell migration associated
Exons: 16
Coding region: 207-2153 (648 amino acids)
Cellular component (GO): cytoplasm
Source: RefSeq, a predicted model, not a curated record
GGCGGCCUCGAGUCAGGUGACAGCCCGGAAGCUACGGAAGCGGAUGGAGGAAGUGCGGCCGCGGGCCCCGGGUGCGCGGCCCUCUAGAGGCGUCCUCGCUGACACCUGCCGCCCUCCGCGCUGCGUCCUCCGGGGCCCGCGAGGUCCGUAGGCCCGCAGCCUUCAGCGGUUCAGGCCGUCGCGGUGAGGGCCCGCGGUGGCUCCUCAUGGAGACGGCCGGGAGGGGCAGCGAUGGCAGCCCCCGGGGGCCCGUCCUGCACAUCGUGGUGGUGGGCUUUCACCACAAGAAGGGCUGCCAGGUUGAAUUCUCCUAUCCUCCCUUGAUUCCGGGAGAUGGACAUGACAGCCACAUUUUACCAGAAGAAUGGAAAUAUUUGCCCUUCCUUGCCUUACCAGAUGGUGCACACAACUACCAGGAAGAUACUGUGUUUUUUCACUUACCACCCAGAAAUGGAAAUGGAGCCACAGUAUAUGGUAUCUCUUGCUAUCGACAAAUUGAAGCCAAGGCAUUGAAAGUAAGACAAGCAGAUGUUACCAGAGAGACUGUUCAGAAAAGUGUCUGUGUCCUAAGCAAGCUGCCUCUCUAUGGCUUACUUCAAGCGAAGCUUCAGCUUAUUACACAUGCGUAUUUUGAAGAGAAGGAUUUUUCCCAGAUUUCCAUUCUAAAGGAGCUUUAUGAGCAUAUGAAUAGUUCCCUGGGAGGAACUUCAUUAGAAGGAUCCCAAGUGUAUCUUGGUCUGUCUCCUCGAGAUCUUGUCCUUCAUUUUCGACACAAGGUCUUGAUCCUGUUUAAAUUAAUUCUUCUUGAAAAAAAGGUUCUUUUUUAUAUUUCUCCAGUGAAUAAGCUGGUGGGUGCACUGAUGACUGUGUUGUCCCUUUUUCCAGGCAUGAUUGAACAUGGUCUCAGUGACUGUUCUCAGUACAGACCCCGAAAGAGUAUGUCAGAAGACGCUGGGCUUCAGGAAAGCAGCCCGCCUGCCGAUGAUUUUGUUUCUGGGUCCACUUCUAAUGUGUCAACUACCAGCUUGGGAACUGUCAAGAAGAGCGUGGGAAGCCACGGGGGAGACACUGCUGCCAAGACUGAAGUACCUUUGUUCCAAGCAGAAGAUGCCCGCAGCAAAGGCCCAGCCAUCAUUGAUACCAGUCACUAUUUGAAACCUCCAUCACGCCCUUCUCCGGAGUCUUCAGAAAGUGACUGGGAGACCUUGGAUCCGAGUGUCCUUGAGGACUCCAACUUGACAGAAAGGGAACAGGUGGGAGCAGAGCAGCCAGACCUGCUUCCCAAGGACUCCGUGCCCUCCGACAGCCCUCCAAUCACCGUACAGCCUCAGGCUAAUACAGGGCAAGUGGUCCUGAUUCCAGGGCUCAUUUCGGGUUUGGAGGAGGACCAGUACGGCAUGCCCCUGGCCAUCUUCACAAAGGGCUAUCUGUGCUUGCCGUACAUGGCAUUGCAGCAGCAUCAUCUUCUCUCUGAUGUCACCGUGCGGGGAUUUGUUGCUGGAGCUACUAACAUCCUUUUUCGACAACAGAAACACCUCAGUGAUGCCAUUGUGGAAGUAGAAGAAGCUGUGAUCCAGAUCCAUGACCCAGAACUCAGGAAGCUGCUUAACCCGACCACUGCCGACCUCCGGUUCGCAGACUACCUGGUGAGGCACGUCACUGAGAACCGGGAUGACGUCUUCCUGGACGGCACGGGCUGGGAGGGAGGUGACGAGUGGAUCCGGGCCCAGUUUGCAGUGUACAUCCAUGCCCUGCUGGCCGCCACGCUGCAGUUAGAUAAUGAAAAGAUGCUGUCGGACUAUGGGACCACUUUUGUUACAGCGUGGAAGAAUACUCAUAACUACAGGGUAUGGAAUAGCAACAAGCAUCCAGCACUCGCUGAAAUAAAUCCAAACCAUCCAUUUCAAGGCCAGUACUCCGUAUCAGACAUGAAGUUAAGAUUCUCACAUUCUGUCCAGAACAGUGAACGUGGCAAAAAAAUUGGAAAUGUCAUGGUCUCAACCAGCCGGAAUGUUGUACAAACAGGAAAAGCUGUAGGCCAGUCCGUCGGGGGCGCCUUUUCCAGUGCGAGGACCGCCAUGUCUUCGUGGCUUUCGACUUUCACCAGUUCCACCCCACAGAGUCUGACAGAGCCCCCAGACGGAAAGCCCUGAGCAAGGCGGUCAGGCUGCCAUUGCUGUCCCAGGUAGAAGUGUUCCCUGUGUGUCUGCUGCUCCCACACUGUGCACUGGCCGCGCGUCCAGAGCAAGGGACCAAUAUGUCGAGCUGUUUACACGGACAGUUGAGCCCUGUCUGAAACGAUGGGAUCACAGCCGGAGCAGGAGUGGCUGUCCAGCUUGGGUUGAGAUGGACUGCUUUUGUUUCGUUCUGAGCCUGAUUAAACACACCUUGAACCUUC